Molecule: messenger RNA, 12723 nt
Organism: Coregonus sp. 'balchen'
Lineage: Eukaryota; Metazoa; Chordata; Actinopteri; Salmoniformes; Salmonidae
Source: the annotation of a GenBank genome assembly
AUGGAGCUCCCCGUGGUGCUGCUGUACCUAAUGUAUGGUCUGGUCUCUGGAGCCCAGCAGCCCCAGGGUCAGGGGAACCCUCAGGAGAGCAACCCCCAGGCCAGGAGCAAGGAAAGGGCCCCAUCCCAGAAGUUUGAGAGCAGUGAGGAUGGCCUGGAGAGAGAGUUCCUGUAUGCUGGGCAGAGGAGCAGGCGAGCCCCCGUCGACCCCCAGCAGCCUGACAAGUGUUCCUACACCUUCAUCGUUCCCCAACAGAAGGUGACAGGGGCAAUCUGUGUGAACCGCAAGGAGCCGGACGCAGCGCUGGAGAACCGCGUCAACAAGCAGGAGCUGGAGCUGCUGAACGUGGAGCUGCAGAAGCAGAAGAGGCAGAUCGAGACGCUGCAGCAGCUGGUUGAGGUGGACGGAGGCAUCGUCAACGAGGUCAAGCUUCUGAGGAAGGAGAGCAGGAACAUGAACUCCAGGGUGACCCAGCUCUACAUGCAGCUGCUACACGAGAUCAUCAGGAAGAGGGACAAUGCCCUGGAGCUGUCCCAGAUGGAGAACCGUAUCCUCAACCAGACCUCAGAGAUGCAGCAGCUCACUAACCGCUAUAAGGACCUGGAGCACAAGUACCAGCACCUGGCCUCUCUGGCCAACAACCAGUCGGUCCUCAUUGCCUUGCUGGAGGAGCAGUGCCAGGGUCGGCCAGUCAGCCCCCCUCGCCCCGUCCCCGUCCCCGUCCCCCAGCCAAGGCCUCAAACCCCACCCCCACCUGCACCUUCACCACCCAUCAACAAGCCCUACCAACCUCCCACCUACCCACGCCUCACCAACCAGAUCACCAACGAGAUUCAGAGUGACCAGAAGUCUGUACUGCCUGUCAAUCCAACCAUGCCCAGCGGCACAGGCAGCCCCUCUAUCACUAACAAACCCUCUGGUGAGUCUCUCUGUUUCAUUGAGCAGCCUGCAUGUUUUUUGUUACCUAUUGAAAUGAAUAUUCCUUGAUACAGAUCUGGUCUGAAGUUACAUUUAUAUGAGGGGUCAAGCGGAAAAAGAGAAGCUGGCAUGUUCUAUGAACCCUCAUCAGACUGAUGUCUAAGCCAGUCUGAAACAGAGGGUUGUGUGUGAGAGCAGUUUGGUCUUUCUUAAUCAUCAGACAACAGCAGCUCUCCAUUCUUUAUCCAUUCGUCUCACUAUUGUCUAUGGGAAUAAUAAGUUCCACACAUUCCCUGAGAAAAGGCCUCUUAGGAAGAACAGAGCUGUUGUUGUCUAAAACCCUUUGAGAUGCAUAUCAUCUAAUGGGCUUGAUACUACAGUCAGCUGAUUACAAUCCACACAAAGCAUCUUAAAACACAUAUUUGUGUGUGCUCAUGGAUGGUUGGACUAGAGCCCUCUGGUAUCGAGGCCAGUGAAAGUGGAGGUGUCUGAACCUAUCCUCCUUAAUUUAGUACACUUAAUGAAGCUUAAGUAACUGGAUGAUUAAUUGAUAGAUUUAGAUAACUGUAUAGUUGACUAAAUACAACAGGGAUCACAACUGGAUAAGACUGUCUGUCAUGCUCUCUAACUGUGUGUGUGUCUGGCAAGUUAACUUGGUCUUUAGCUGAUAAGAGAAGUACAACAAUCGUCUUUAACAAAACAUGACUAAUACCUACAGUAUAUCAUUUUCUUUCAAUUUCUCCUCUUGUUCAUGUUUUAUUCCUUUCACAAACAUUGCUUUAUUUAUUAUCCUGCUCAUAUUUAACUGUUAACAGUGAGGUGUUAGCUCAUAUGUCUGUGCAAGUGACUAUUGCUGUUGGAUAUGAAUAUUCCCACAUGAAAAAAAUACUAGUUAACUGUAGCAUACUACAGUACUUACUAUAGAAUUCUGUAAUAAACUGUAGUAUACUGUAGAACAGUGGUUCCCAAACUGUAGGUGUGGUCGGCAAGGGGGCGCGGAGUUCCCCCUCCCCCCCAAUUGUCUUUUUUUUAAAGGAAGUCAGUCAGGCUUUCAACUUACUGCGGGGAUGUUCCCCAAUGAUGGAAGGGGGGCCCGAGUGAAAAAGUUUGGGAACCACUGCUGUAGAAUACUAUACUACACACUGUAGAAUCCCUCGAUCAUGUGUAGUACUUACUAUAGAUUUUUGUAGUAUACUGUAGAAUCCUAUAGUAAAUACUAUAGUAUUAUCUGCAAAUGAAACACUGUAGUAAAUACUACAAAUCAAAUCGUAUUUGUCACAUGCGCCGAAUACAACAGGUGUAGACCUUACCGUGAAAUGCUUACUUACAAGCCCUUAACCAACAAUGCAGUUCAAGAAAUAAAGUUAAGAACAUAUUUACUAAAUAAACAUCAAAUCAAAAAGUAACACAAGAAAAUUACAUAACAAUAACGAGGCUAUAUACAGGGGGUACCGGGUACAGAGUCAAUGUGCGGGGGAACAGGUUAGUCGAGGUAAUUUGUAAAAUGUGUACAGUAAUGUCUGUAAAAACACUACAGUCCGCAAAAACACAAUCGUUUUUUAAACUAUAGUAAUAGUAUAGCAGUUAAUUUGCAUAUACCCUGCCUAUUCCCCUCCUCCAUAUCCCAAUUUGUGCUACCGAUAAGUGAAAAACCUACAUGCCGAGUAUAGACCAUAUAUUGUGUUCCCUACAGGUUACAGAAAAGAGCAGACGCUCUGAACUUUCCGUUCAGACCCCAGUCCUAUCUACCUACAGGUUAUGAAAAAUGUGCUCUUUUAGUAUUUGUCCAGUAGGUUUGCUCAAGGAGAAAGACCCCACUUCUAUGUCAAAGAUAAUAAAACAAAAACACUACAGUAAACACUACAGUAAAUACUAAAGUUUACUACAGUCCGCAAAAACACUAUAGUUUUUAUACAACAGUGUUAGUAAAUUCUAAAUACUACAGUAUACUACAGUAAUGGCCGCAAAAACACAAAAGGUUAAUACUACAGUAAAGUCCGCAAAAACACUACAGUGAAUACUAUGGGAUUUAUACCAUAGUGUACUAUAGUAUUUUUUCAAAUGGGCUGAGCGAAAGGCAGACGUGUCUCAGCGGAGACAGACACCAGAUGAAGGGGAGUUUAGAGACAGGGUUUGUGUGGUCUCAACUCACCAUGGGCUACAAGCCCACUGCCGAGGGGGCGAAGACAGCUUACACUGCAUUUCAUGGUCAAUCUAACCCUGACAAUGGUAGCAUGGUAAAUAUAGCAUUCCAGUUAUGAGGGAAACCCCGCCACAGACUAGCAGCACUCUGCCACGGAUUGUCCAGAGGAUGUAUGAGACUCGGGUGAGGCUUCCAUAAGGAAUUCUCCAAAUCAACAGAAAAUUAUUUGAUAAGUAUUUUCUUGUUAACAUAUACUUCCACUAGAUACCAUGUCAUUUGAAUGUAGUAGGAAACACUGGCUUAUGCUGUACAGAUCUUUCCAUAGAAAUGUUUGUGUUCCACACUGUGCUUUCCUGACUGAGGUGUAGACACUGUGCUCUGUACUCUUGUGUUUGAAGGGAGGCAAGCAAUUUCCUGUCAGGGCCGACUGCAACUCACCCCCCCAAAAGGUUAUACAAACUCCUCACACAAAAAGGGAGUGCUGAGAAAGAAAGAAAGAAAGAAAGAAAGAAAGAAAGAAAGAAAGAAAGAAAGAAAGAAAGAAAGAAAGAAAGAAAGAAAGAAAGAAAGAAAGAAAGAAAGAAAGAAAGAAAGAAAGAAAGAAAGAAAGAAAGAAAGAAAGAAAGAAAAAGAGUAAGGAAUAAAGAGUAUGAAAAGACUGAGGAAAGAUAAUGAAUAAGUAUCUGUGUGGUGUCAUUUAUUCCAGCCCUCUGGCUUAUGUCUAAACAACACAGAUCUUCCACAGAGCCCACUGGAGAGGAGGAGGCUGGCUGAUGGACUACUUCUCACAUGCAAUCCUAGCACAACCUAACCUGUUUUAGCCUGUUAAUUUACAAUGUGAACUUUUGUUCCUCUGUCUCUGUCUGUGACAGUCCUGCUUGUCGUUGACAGUCCUGCUUGGAAUUAGCUCCUUGUUUACCCUCCUUUUUAUUCUGAUACAGCCAGGCUGUCAGUGUGCUCUUUAUGAAAGCCUGACAUCCCCCUGUCUGGUCUUCCUCUCUCUCUCUCACACACACACUGCCUUUUCCUAGUUGUUUAAGACAGGGCUCUCUUCCAUUCCCUGGUUGGAUGCAGACUAGCUGCUUCAGUCUCUCUCUCUACCUCCUGUCUCUGUACAAAUAUCCAUUGUGUACUAAACAGGGUCAGUUGGCUAAUCACAUCAGUGUAAACCAGUGGUGAUUUCUUAAUUGGGGAGGACGGGCUCGUGGUAAUGGCUGGAGCAGAUUCAGUGGAAUGAUAUCAAAUACAUCAAACACAUGGGUAUCUUUCUAGAGCUCCAACUUUGACCUUGUUUUUUUCCGAGUUCCCAGUUGUUUUGAAAGCAUCAUGACCAUCAGAUGCAGAUACCAUCAGUCCAGUAAAAUAAAAAAGCAAAUUAUUUCAAUUUAUGCUCAGCUAUGCCUCACACAGCAAAUGAUAUAUUUUGUUAUGAAAGCUUGAGUUUUUAAAUAUAAUAUGGUCUGAGAAGAACAAUAUUGGCAGGCCAGGCAUAGAGUUCAAUGUGUAAAAUCAGAGGGCCUGUUGUCUGGACCUAUGGCAGUCUAUGGGGGUGCCACAGGGUUCAAUUCUUGGGCCGACUCUUUUCUCGGUGUAUAUCAAUGAUGUCGCUCUUGCUGCCGGUGAUUCUCAGAUCCACCUCUACGCAGACGACACCAUUUUGUAUACAUCUGGCCCUUCAUUGGACACUGUCUUAACAAACCUCCAAACGAGCUUCAAUGCCAUACAACACUCUUUCCGUAGCCUCCAACUGCUCUUAAACACAAGUAAAACUAAAUGCAUGCUCUUCAAUCGAACACUGCUGGCACCCGCCCACCCGACUAGAAUCACUACUCGACGGGUCUGACCUAGAGUAUGUGGACAACUACAAAUGCCUAGGUGUCUGGUUAGACUGUAAACUCUCCUUCCAGACUCACAUUAAGCAUCUCCAAUCCAAAGUUAAAUCUAGAAUCGGCUUCCUAUUUCGCAACAAAGCCUCCUUCACUCAUGCUGCCAAACAUGCCCUCGUAAAACUGACUAUCCUACCGAUCCUUGACUUCGGCGAUGUCAUUUACAAAAUAGCCUCCAACACUCUACUCAGCAAAUUGGAUGUAGUCUAUCACAGUGCCAUCCGUUUUGUCACCAAAGCCCCAUAUACUACCCACCACUGUGACCUGUACGCUCUUGUUGGCUGGUCCUCACUACAUGUUCGUCGCCAAACCCACUGGCUCCAGGCCAUCUAUAAAUCACUGCUAGGCAAAUCCCCUCCUUAUCUUAGCUCAUUGGUCACCAUAGCAACACCCACCCGUAGUAUGCGCUCCAGCAGGUAUAUCUCACUGGUCAUCCCCAAAGCCAACACCUCCUUUGGCCACCAUUCCUUCCAGUUCUCUGAUGCCAAUGACUGGAACGAACUGCAAAAAUCUCUGAAGCUGGAGACUCUUAUCUCCCUCACUAACUAAGCAUCAGUUGUCAGAGCAUCUUACUGAUCACUGCACCUGUACACAGCCCAUCUGAAAUUAGCCCACCCAACUACCUCAUCCCCAUAUUGUUAUUUAUUUUGCUCAUUUGCACCCCAGUAUUUCUAUUUGCACAUCAUCUCUUGCACAUCUAUCAUUCCAGUGUUAAUACUAAUUGUAAUUAUUUUGCACUAUGGCCUAUUUAUUGCCUUACCUCCAUAACUUGCUACAUUUGCACACACUGUAUAUAUAUUUUCUGUUGUAUUUUUGACUUUGUUUUGUUUUACCCCAUAUGUAACUCUGUGUUGUUGUUUUUAAUCGCACUGCUUUGCUUUAUCUUGGCCAGGUCGCAGUUGUAAAUGAGAACUUGUUCUCAACUGGCUUACCUGGUUAAAUAAAUGUGAAAUAAUAUAUAUAUAUAUAUAGCCAAUAUGAUGUGAUAAUGUAUUAGGCCUACUGCACAAACCUCAUUCCUACAUAACAGUUUUUAUUAGGACAAUGUAAAAAAAAAAACAAGUUUAAAAAUAAUCUGGGCAGUAGAUCUGGGCUUGCUUUUUGACUGCGAAAGUGAUCUUGACUCAGAAAAGGUUGGUGACCACUUGUGUAAACUCUUGAAUAGGAAAAUACUUUCACAUCCAAUUAGAGAAGUAGAGCCAGCAGCCCAAUAGAAGCCUGUUUCCAAGUAUGAUGACUAGAGAUCUUUUGAGGGGAGAGUAAUGGCUAACAGGCAAUAAGCCAAUUCAUGUUUUUACAGAUAUUAACCAGUUUCAAACAGAACACCAAGAGAGACUAAUAAACCAAACACAUGCAGCAUUUAACAUCAACUUCAUUCCUCGUUAAAUCAUAUACUGCAGAACAAUAGAAAACAUAUCUUGCUCAGACUUUGGUUUCUGUCAGGGCAUCCAUUUUAGCAUACAGGUCUGUUACUUCUAUGCAGUAAAUCAUAUUACACAUGCUGCUAAAUGCAUUAGAACAUCUAUGGUGGUGGAGGAUGUUUCAGAGAUAAGGAAACCUACUUUAACCCGCAGAAAGAAAACAACAAUACUUUAAUGGUCAGUUUUCAAAUUUGUCUUCAAAACAUGGCCAUAUUAAAUACCUCACCACAGUACUUCUGUAAAACGACCAACUGCCAAAUUGGGAAUUAUGUCAGAUAAAUGAAAUGUGAAGUGAAAGGGUGAACGUUUUGGAAUUUGGGACAAGUUCCAGCGGUCUCCCUGGCAGAGUUACUGAGGUAAAAUAAGGAUUUAUUCAGGAUUAUCUUAAAUUAGUCCAAUUCUGGAAAUCCUUCCUCUUCAGUAUAAUGAACUUGGAUAAACAACCAGAUUAAUAGUGUACACUUGAAGUGGUUUAGGAAAAUCUGAGUUGAGGUAAUGUUUUGCAGAAGGUGUCAUUGUAGAGCUGCAAACCCACACAGUCUGAUGCUGUAACACCCAACACAUUUUUCCCCCCACUUACUUACACUAGCAACGCACAUGCCCCGCCCACCUGAGGAUCUGUCAUGUUCAGACAUAUACAGUGGGGGAAAAAAGUAUUUAGUCAGCCACCAAUUGUGCAAGUUCUCCCACUUAAAAAGAUGAGAGGAAUUAUGGUGGAAAAUAAGUAUUUGGACAAUAACAAAAGUUUCUCAAUACUUUGUUAUAUACCCUUUGUUGGCAAUGACACAGGUCAAAUGUUUUCUGUAAGUCUUCACAAGGUUUUCACACACUGUUGCUGGUAUUUUGGCCCAUUCCUCCAUGCAGAUCUCCUCUAGAGCAGUGAUGUUUUGGGGCUGUCGCUGGGCAACACAGACUUUCAACUCCCUCCAAAGAUUUUCUAUGGGGUUGACAUCUGGAGACUGGCUAGGCCACUCCAGGACCUUGAAAUGCUUCUUACGAAGCCACUCCUUCGUUGCCCGGGCGGUGUGUUUGGGAUCAUUGUCAUGCUGAAAGACCCAGCCACGUUUCAGCUUCAAUGCCCUUGCUGAUGGAAGGAGGUUUUCACUCAAAAUCUCACGAUACAUGGCCCCAUUCAUUCUUUCCUUUACACGGAUCAGUCGUCCUGGUCCCUUUGCAGAAAAACAGCCCCAAAGCAUGAUGUUUCCACCCCCAUGCUUCACAGUAGGUAUGGUGUUCUUUGGAUGCAACUCAGCAUUCUUUGUCCUCCAAACACGACGAGUUGAGUUUUUACCAAAAAGUUAUAUUUUGGUUUCAUCUGACCAUAUGACAUUCUCCCAAUCCUCUUCUGGAUCAUCCAAAUGCACUCUAGCAAACUUCAGACGGGCCUGGACAUGUACUGGCUUAAGCAGGGGGACAAAAAAGUAUUUAGUCAGCCACCAAUUGUGCAAGUUCUCCCACUUAAAAAGAUGAGAGGCCUGUAAUUUUCAUCAUAGGUACACGUCAACUAUGACAGACAUUGAGAAAAACAAUCCAGAAAAUCACAUUGUAGGAUUUUUAAUGAAUUUAUUUGCAAAUUAUGGUGAAAAAUAAGUAUUUGGUCACCUACAAACAAGCAAGAUUUCUGGCUCUCACAGACCUGUAACUUCUUCUUUAAGAGGCUCCUCUGUCCUCCACUCGUUACCUGUAUUAAUGGCACCUGUUUGAACUUGUUAUCAGUAUAAAAGACACCUGUCCACAACCUCAAACAGUCACACUCCAAACUCCACUAUGGCCAAGACCAAAGAGCUGUCAAAGGACACCAGAAACAACAUUGUAGACCUGCACCAGGCUGGGAAGACUGAAUCUGCAAUAGGUAAGCAGCUUGGUUUGAAGAAAUCAACUGUGGGAGCAAUUAUUAGGAAAUGGAAGACAUACAAGACCACUGAUAAUCUCCCUCGAUCUGGUGCUCCACGCAAGAUCUCACCCCGUGGGGUCAAAAUUAUCACAAGAACGGUGAGCAAAAAUCCCAGAACCACACGGGGGGACCUAGUGAAUGACCUGCAGAGAGCUGGGACCAAAGUAACAAAGCCUACCAUCAGUAACACACUACGCCGCCAGGGACUCAAAUCCUGCAGUGCCAGACGUGUCCCCCUGCUUAAGCCAGUACAUGUCCAGGCCCGUCUAAAGUUUGCUAGAGUGCAUUUGGAUGAUCCAGAAGAGGAUUGGGAGAAUGUCAUAUGGUCAGAUGAAACCAAAAUAUAACUUUUUGGUAAAAACUCAACUCGUCGUGUUUGGAGGACAAAGAAUGCUGAGUUGCAUCCAAAGAACACCAUACCUACUGUGAAGCAUGGGGAUGGAAACAUCAUGCUUUGGGGCUGUUUUUCUGCAAAGGGACCAGGACGACUGAUCCGUGUAAAGGAAAGAAUGAAUGGGGCCAUGUAUCGUGAGAUUUUGAGUGAAAACCUCCUUCCAUCAGCAAGGGCAUUGAAGAUGAAACGUGGCUGGGUCUUUCAGCAUGACAAUGAUCCCAAACACACCGCCCGGGCAACGAAGGAGUGGCUUCGUAAGAAGCAUUUCAAGGUCCUGGAGUGGCCUAGCCAGUCUCCAGAUCUCAACCCCAUAGAAAAUCUUUGGAGGGAGUUGAAAGUCUGUGUUGCCCAGCGACAGCCCCAAAACAUCACUGCUCUAGAGGAGAUCUGCAUGGAGGAAUGGGCCAAAAUAUGUGAAAACCUUGUGAAGACUUACAGAAAAAGUUUGACCUGUGUCAUUGCCAACAAAGGGUAUAUAAACAAAGUAUUGAGAAACUUUUGUUAUUGACCAAAUACUUAUUUUCCACCAUAAUUUGCAAAUCAAUUCAUAAAAAAUCCUACAAUGUGAUUUUCUGGAGAAAAAAAAAUCUCAUUUUGUCUGUCAUAGUUGACGUGUACCUAUGAUGAAAAUGACAGGCCUCUCUCAUCUUUUUAAGUGGGAGAACUUGCACAAUUGGUGGCUGACAAAAUACGUUUUUUCCCCACUGUAUCUGAGAUUAGAUUACCAGAGAAUGGCCAAGCUAAAGCCCACUGCUGAGAGAACACGCUAAUAUGAAAACACUAUCAAUCAUAUGGAAUGUCAUAUGGACUGCUCUCUGGGUCAGUACCGGAUGUGAUUUUACCUCCACUGGGGAAGGUCAAAAACACCCAUUGACAAUAACAACAUAAGAAACUUGCAUGGGUUUAAUAGGGGUUUAGGAAGACAGUGAUUAAAUAUUAAGAGACUUUCCAACUCUACUUCAACAAAAGAGCGUUUUCUACAGCCUAAUGCCCAUUAUAUCAUUCAUCAACAAGGGAUCUUUAGAGUACCUGCUGAUCUACAGUAUCUGCUACUGUUGCAUCAUUCAGCAAUCAGGUCUCCCUUUAGCCAUAUGCCAAUGUUGCUCUUGGCUGCAGAGCCUGCAGCCAUUUCCCUUGUGAGAGCAGCAGCCAAAGUCAAUCCUGGCCUUAAACUGAAAGCUUUUCCUACUGAAAAAUGGGAGUAGCAGCAGUAACAGUAGAUGAUGCUGUGGUCUUUUCAAUUAGGCUGCAUAGCCUCUGUCUCCAGUACUGUGAUAGUCACACAAUAAGAAAGUUGUAUUAAUUAUGAAUAUGAAAGUGACUCAUAUUAUAGAAAAAAUAUCCUUUGACAACCUCCACUGACUCCACCAGGCUUUCUGUCUAACCACUGUGUCUGUCUCCUUUCCUGUCCCAUGCAGGGCCAUGGAAGGACUGCCUACAGGCCCUGGAGGAUGGCCACACGGCCAGUGGCAUGUACCUGGUGAAGCCAGAGAACGCCAACAAACUGAUGCAGGUGUGGUGUGACCAGAGACACGACCCUGGUGGCUGGACCGUCAUCCAGAGGAGGCUGGACGGCUCAGUGAACUUUUUCAGGAACUGGGAGACUUACAAGGUAGGUAAACAGCCCCACACUAAGGUAAACUCAUUUAGUAAAAGGGGGAGGCAGGUUAUAUGUAGAACUGUGUCUGUAUGCUAAACAUUGGCUGUAGUUCGAAGUGAAACAGGUGACUUAUGUCUGGUGUGUCUGACGUUAAAAAGAUCUGAACACUGUUGAGGUUUGAGGAGAACGACCCCUUGCACUGCCUGCUCUGAUGAGGUACCUACAGGGUUCUGCACCUGUCAGUCACACCACUGGCCUAUGACUCAUACCAUCCGCCAACAUGAGUUGGGUCUUUGUGAAAUUAGUCUACACAGGACGCAUACAGGCUUAAUGAGAAACGUGUGGAUAAGAGGCUGCCAUCCUGGGAAAAAAACAUUGUAGAAUUGUAGAAGCCCACUGAAAAAGUAUUAAUGGUCCAUGAAAAUGAUUUCUAUUUACAUCAUAAAAAUGGUUUGAGGAAAAAUAAAUGUCUGAAUUCAGGUAUUUACACAACAUUACACAGGCAGUCAUGAGGACAGCAUGAAAUGCUAAGGGAUGACUAUUGCCAGUGUGGAAUGAGGUAAAAAGGGUCUGGCUAGUGUAAGUGUGAUGAGUGUGAUAGAAGGAGUCAGGCACAGGGGAAACGAUCUACCCUGGCAAUACACGGUACAGGAUACUCCAACAAUAUUCAGGCACAGGGGAAAUAUCUACCUCGGCAAUACAAAGUGCGAGUACCUCCACCGAGCUACACUACUCUCACAAUAAACAAUCACCCACAAAGGACCAGGGGGGGCAGAGGGAACACUUAUACACGGACUAAUGAGGGGAUAAGAACCAGGUGUGUGUAAUUGACACAACAAGACAAAUGGAAUGAUGAGAUAUGGAGCGGCAGUGGCUAGUAAGCCGGUGACGACGAACGCCGAAGCCUGCCCGAACAAGGAGGGGAGGCAGCCUCGGCGGAAGUCGUGACAGUAAGGAUCUAAAGCACUACAACAGGGCAAAGCAAUUAGAGUGCAAACAUCAUAGGGCAGACAGACAAUUUGCAAGGGACUUGUUUAAAUCCUUGCCAGAGAACUUUCCAAGACGUUUACAAUAAAACACAUUGGAAUUAAAUGUGUACAAUAGCCAGAUCUUCCCAUGAUUCACAGCAUGUGCUAUGUAAUGUAAAACAUAUACUAUCCUAUGACCUGUCCUGGCAUGGAACUGAGGCAUAACAGUCCAGACCAGCACACAUCUUGUAACAAGCUCACAGAUCCUCCACUCUACUCUACAGGCCAUUAAUACGUUUUUGAUAACUGCAAGUUACCACUAGUAGGCUCAUGGGCUAUUUGCUGGUACCUUCCCUGACAGUAAACAACAAUAAGACAGAAUCAUAUUGAGCUUUACUGUCAGAGCAUCUAGAGGGACUGUUUCUCUCAGUACUUCCCAGGCACUGAGUAGAGAAGAGGCUCUGAAUUAUCCCCCAGACCUCAAGACCAACUGCUUACAGCUGAAGGGACUUGUGUAAAGCCGAUCAUGUAUUCUCCCUUUGCCCCUCAUAGCAAGGCUUUGGGAACAUCGAUGGAGAGUAUUGGCUGGGCCUGGAGAACAUCUACUGGCUGACCAACCAGGGGAACUACAAGCUGCUGGUGAUUCUGGAGGACUGGUCUGGCAGGAAGGUGUUUGCAGAGUAUGCCAGCUUCAGGCUGGAGCCUGAGGCAGACUUCUACAAGCUCAGGGUGGGCCGCUACCAUGGCAACGCCGGAGACUCCCUCACCUGGCACAAUGGCAAACAGUUCACUACGCUGGACAGAGACCACGAUGUGUAUACAGGUAAUGUCAAGAUCAUACAGUAGCACACACUCACAUUAAAACAGAAACGUGAGAUAAAAUGUCCAGUGUUCUGACUCAAUUAACUGACAAUUAGCCUAGUACAUACUGUAAGCCCACAUUACAUUUUCGUUGAGAUUCUACAAUGUUGUCUAACUAAUAUUUGCUUCAACCCAGGUAACUGUGCCCACUACCAGAAGGGAGGCUGGUGGUACAAUGCAUGUGCCCAUUCUAACCUCAAUGGAGUAUGGUACAGAGGAGGACACUACCGCAGUCGCUACCAAGAUGGAGUGUACUGGGCUGAAUUCAGAGGAGGUGCCUACUCCCUGAAGAAAGUAUCUAUGAUGAUACGACCGAACCCAAACACCUUUCAUUAAAUAUCCAUAAACAAAACGACUUCCUCUCCACAAAAACUUCAAUUCAAACAACAACUCUUGAACUCUGAAAUAAUGGCAUCUCACACAGCCAGAUCAAGAAGACGAUGACAUGGAAAGUGCAAUAUCUAAGCCUCAGGCAGGACUCUUGGAGGAGCAAUAAAGGAGAAGCAGGGUGCAUCCUGUUGCUCCACAGACAAACACAUGUAAUGGUGUGGCAGUAUCCUUGCUUCUCUCCCUUUAAAUGUAGUUGAAAUGUGUCUGUAAUACUUUGAGCAAGGUGUACUGCUGCCUUAGAACUGAUG